UGUGUGUGUUCCAGUGGCUUCUGGUGUGAGUGCUCAGUUGGAACCGUACUGUUGGGAGGAGGAACACGUUAUAAGGAACGCCCUAUUGGAUGGCUCCUGAAGUCAUCGCCUGCGACGAAAACCCUGAGGCCACCUACGACUUCAAGAGUGAUCUGUGGUCUCUGGGUAUUACGGCUAUAGAGAUGGCAGAAGGAGCACCGCCACUGUGUGACAUGCACCCAAUGAGGGCUCUCUUCCUGAUCCCCAGGAACCCCGCCCCCAGACUCAAGUCCAAGAAGUGGUCUAAGAAGUUCCAGUCGUUCAUUGAGAGUUGCUUGGUGAAGAGUCAUGGUCAGAGACCCAACACAGAGCAGCUGUUGAAGCACCCCUUCAUCAGAGAGCUGCCCAACGAACGACAGGUCCGCAUCCAACUGAAGGACCACAUCGACAGAACCAAGAAGAAACGCGGAGAGAGGGAUGAGACAGAGUAUGAGUACAGUGGCAGUGAGGAAGAGGAGGAGGAACGGGACAUGGGGGAGCCAAGCUCCAUCAUCAACAUCCCUGGGGAGUCGACGUUGAGGCGGGACUUCCUGCGGCUGCAGCUGGCCAAUAAGGAGCGUUCUGAGGCUCUGAGGAGGCAGCAGUUGGAGCAACAGCAGAAUGAAGAACACAAACGCCUCCUGUUGGCAGAGCGACAGAAACGCAUAGAGGAGCAGAAAGAGCAGAGGAGGAGACUGGAGGAGCAACAGCGUAGAGAACGUGAGAUGAGGAAGCAACAGGAGAGAGAGCAGAGGAGACGCUAUGAAGAGAUGGAACAACUACGGAGAGAUGAGGAGAGGAGGCACGCAGAGAGAGAACAGGUACACACACAGGAGUAUAUCCGUAGGCAGCUGGAGGAGGAGCAAAGACAGCUGGAGAUUCUACAGCAACAACUACUCCAGGAGCAGGCCCUACUGAUGGAGUAUAAGCGUAAGCAGAUGGAGGAGCAGCGGCAGGCAGAGCGUCUCCAGAGACAGCUGCAGCAGGAGAGAGCCUACCUGGUGUCCUUACAGCAGCAGCAGCAGGAGCCACGGCCACAAGACAACAAACAGCUGUACCACUACAAAGACACAGCCCCCAAUAACGACAAACCUGCCUGGGCCAAGGAGGUGAUGCGUCGAGCCCAGAGUAACUCCCCUCGUAUACCUCCCAAGAAGCACCACUCCUUUAACCUGCCUGGAGACACCAGCCUAUCACACCUCCUCCUGCUCCCUGGUUACAACCCCCGCUCCCGCCCCCCCUCCUACCCCGCCCAAUCAAGUCACUCCAGGGAGAGGCUCCUCCAAUCUGAAGGCCAUAAUGUGACUGUUCCGUGUAUACGUGUGUCCUGCACCUCUGAUCCUGCCCCUGACUCCUCUUAUCCAAUCCUGCUUCAUCCCGAGGCCAGAAGGAGGAGCCCUGAGGGAAGAGUCCAGGAGUCUAGGGGGAGGAGUCCAGGUCGACUGGUGGAAGAGCGUUCCAAGCUGAACAGACAGAGUUCUCCAGCACUGCAACAUAAAGUGUCCAACCGUAUCUCUGAUCCAUCCCUGCCCCCCCGCUCAGAGUCGUUCAGCAGCGGGGGCAUACAGCAGGCCCGAACACCCCCCAUGCACCGCCCCGUAGAACCACAGAUGGCCCACCUGGUGCAAGUGAAGUCCCAUGGUCUGUCUGGGUCCCAGUCUCUCCACGACCCUGCAGGGGUCACAGGCCUGUCCCCCUCCCCAUCCUCCGGCCGCCCCCCCAUGCCCCGCCAGAACUCUGAUCCUACCUCAGACACCCCUCCUUCUAUACCUCUUCCCCGCCUCGCUCCCCCCCUCGACAAACUGGACCGCAGCUCCUGGCUACGAACAGACCUAGACCUACCUCCUAAGGUGCCCCAGAGGACCACGUCCAUCUCUCCAGCCUUGGUCAGGAAGAACUCUCCUGGAAACGGACCUGCGGGCCUUGCUCCUAAAGCUGGAGCACACCUGAUACGGGCCAGUAACCCAGACCUGCGGAGGACUGAUGUCCCAAUGGAAACUCCCCUGAAGAGGAAGAGCAGUGGCAGCUCCUCCAGCUCCUCUACCCCUUCCUCCAAGGGGGGCAGCAACGAAAGAGGGGCAAAUCAAGCGGAGGGUUCUGGGGCAUCGGCCCAGGAGACCAAAGAAGAAAACAGAGACGUGACGCUGACACGACCUAGCAGGCCCGCGAGCUAUAAGAGAGCUGUAGAUGAGGACUUGACGGCUCUAGCCAAGGAGCUGAGGGAGCUGCGUCAGGGGGAGGAGCCUAAUCGCCCGCCCGUCAAGGUGACGGACUACUCCUCAUCCAGUGACGAGUCACAGAGUGACGAGGAGGGAGAUGGAGGAAGUAACGACGGCUCUGUGUCUGUCAGCGACAUCCCACGCAUCAUGCCGGCUGCGGGGCAGAGUAGUGGUGAGGUGUACGGUGUGAUGGGAGGACAUAAUGAUUCCUACGGCAACCGUUCCCAAGACAGCACCCUGAUGAUGAGAGAGACCUAUGGGGACAGGAGGCGGAACUCCGCUCUCGCCGACAGCAACGGUUUCCCCGGAAACGCCAAUCUGCCCGAUCUGGUGCAGCAAAGCCCCUCCCCCAUGGUCUCCCCUGGCGAUGGCUCUGGGCGCAGCCACCCCAAAUAUGGCAUGGGCAGUGGGAGUGGCUCCAAGUCCUCCUCCUUCACGCCAUUCGUUGAUCCACGAGUCUACGGAACCUCCCCCACCGAUGAUGAUGAUGAAAACUCUGCCUCUGCUCUCUUUACAAAUGAGCUGCUGCUUCAGGAGCAGGAGCAGGCCAGACUGAACGAGGCCAGAAAGAUCAGUGUGGUCAACGUGAACCCGACCAACAUACGACCUCAUAGCGACACGCCUGAGAUACGCAAAUACAAGAAGCGCUUCAACUCUGAGAUACUGUGUGCUGCUCUCUGGGGUGUGAACCUGCUGGUGGGGACAGAGAACGGUCUUAUGUUGCUGGACCGCAGUGGUCAGGGGAAGGUGUAUAACCUGAUCAACCGCCGACGCUUCCAACAGAUGGACGUUCUGGAGGGCCUCAACGUCCUGGUCACCAUAUCUGGGAAGAAGAAUAAGCUGCGUGUGUACUACCUGUCCUGGCUGAGGAACAGGAUAUUACACAACGACCCCGAGGUGGAGAAGAAGCAGGGCUGGGUCACUGUAGGAGAGCUGGAGGGCUGCGUGCACUACAAAGUCGUGAAGUAUGAGAGGAUCAAGUUUCUAGUGAUCGCUCUGAAGAACUCAGUGGAGAUCUACGCCUGGGCACCCAAACCCUACCACAAGUUCAUGGCCUUCAAGUCGUUCACUGACCUACAGCACCGCCCCCAGCUGGUUGACCUGACAGUGGAGGAAGGUCAGAGGUUAAAGGUCAUCUAUGGCUCCAGCGUUGGGUUUCAUGUAAUCGACGUCGACUCUGGCAACCCGUAUGACAUCUACAUCCCCUCCCACAUUCAGAGUCAGGUGACGCCCCAUGCCAUCGUGGUGCUGCCGCGGACUGAUGGGAUGGAGAUGCUGCUGUGUUACGAGGACGAGGGCGUCUAUGUCAACACCUACGGACGCAUCACUAAAGACGUGGUGCUGCAGUGGGGAGAGAUGCCUACAUCUGUUGCCUACAUCCACUCCAACCAGAUCAUGGGCUGGGGAGAGAAGGCCAUUGAGAUCCGCUCCGUGGAGACGGGACACCUCGACGGAGUUUUCAUGCACAAGCGAGCUCAGCGACUGAAGUUCCUGUCGGAGAGGAACGACAAGGUGUUUUUCGCCUCUGUGCGUUCCGGCGGCAGCAGCCAAGUCUUCUUCAUGACCCUGAACCGGAGCUCUAUGAUGAACUGGUAACCCUGGCAACCCCUCCUUACAUCCUCCCUCCAUACUGUACAUGCCUAACCAGAGGACAGGAUGGAGGGAUGAAAAGAGAGAACUGAGACAGACGAGUGAACACAGAGUGGCGGCGGCUCAGUGGAGACGGGAAGAGAAAAACUGUCUUCCGUCCAACUCUCAUCGCCAGCCAGCCAGACGUCUGCAGUACUAACCUCCCUCCACCAGAGGAACUAGAGAGGAGCUCACCAACAACUUUCCAGAUACGCUCAGACAACACUCUCUCUGUGGUGCGUUUAGUUUCUCUCAGGCACCGUCCAAGAUGGCCCAAAUUCCCUAUACAGUGCAAUACUUUUGGCCAGAGUAGGGAAUAGCGUGCCGUUUUGGAUGUAGCCUCAGUGUUUUGUUUUUGAGAGGUGGUGACAAGAGGUGCUGGUGUAGUCUCCCUCAUGGGGUCAGGGGUCAGUGACUGAGGGUGUUGUCAUGACCCCUGACCUGUGUGCGUAUAUACGCGGUGGGGCUGAGUGUAGAUUCUUGACUGCAGGAACACUUGAAAAAAUACAAAUAUUGUCACCGGUGGUCACAGAAAAUAUAUAUACUCUUGUCAUUCUUGUUCUAGUUCACCUGUGCUCCCCUCUUUCUCUGUGACUUCUAUUUUACAUUCAAUCUAUUUGGCAUAUUUAUAUUCUGUGUGUUUCACAUCUGUAAAUACACAUUCUAUGAUCUGAAACGGAGCUGCUUCCCUAUCAGACACUCUUACACUGAGACGGAACAAUAGAGGACAGAGAAAAGGAGGAGAUGGAGAGAAUGAUGAGAGCAGUCUGAGUUUGUUUAGUUCAUCUUCCUCCUGUAGAAAUUUCAUUUAAAAAAUGUGACAUGCUUCUUCAUAUUAAAGACUGCAAGAGAGGGAGGAGUGAUGGAGAGACAGACGUUUGGGUUGGUUAGUUGUCAGGCUUCCUCCUACACCACCUCUUCUCUCAUCUCUUCCCCCCUUCCAUUAGUUGACCUGCUCCUCUACAUUUGCAUAGUGACACCUAUUCCACUUGUCGUCAUCACUUUUGACUUCUAAACUAAGGCAAUACACAGGUGUAGUCUGACUGGACAAAUGCGUGGUUGGAAAGAUUUAACUUUCCAAAAUGAGACCCACCAUGUUAUAGUCAGUCAAUACCUUAAACUGGGGGUGGGGGUGUAAAUGUACUCAAAAUAGCUUUAGAUGGCCAGGUGGAAUGACCACAUGAAUCUCAAACCGUUAAGUUUAAUCACAUUUAGUCUCCUAGGAUACUGUGUCUGACACUACCUACAAAGGUAGUAGAGAGUUGAGGAGGGUGUCUGUGUUUACUGAACCAAUGAUGAGACUACUGAUGUGGGUUGUAUGUAAUAAAGGGUCAUAGCAAUGAGCCUACUCCAUCCACUAAUUCAUUACCUCUUCAGUCAUAGAUCUGAAAUGACUGGUUAAAUAUAAGUGUGACCGACUGGUGUUUGAACCUGGGUCGGCAGCCAUCUUGCUUUCUCCUAUCUAGUCCUGUCAGAUCUUUGAACACUGCAGGGGGUAUAGGUUAGAGGAAAAGAGGGUUGUUUCCAAGAAACCGUAGGGUAAAUAUGAUAAAGCAUUUGAUUAUGAUAUCUAAUGGAUCAUUUAGAGAAAGACCAUCAUGUUCAUACUAUAAGGCUUUCUACAGAGUAGAGAAAAUGGUUUCUACAAUAUGUUUUUAUUGUGUUUAGUGUGAAGUAUCAACAUGUGUGCAAGAAUGAAAGUGUGCAUGUGUGACUUGUCUUCCCUGCUAACAGUACAGAAUUAAACUGCCACUGUUAGGUGUGUGUGUGUGUGUGUUCAUCUCGUCUGAAUCACAGGAAUCAAUAACCCGCCCCCCCCCCAGUCUGGUACUCCAGUCAACUACAGUGGGGAGAACAAGUAUUUGAACCUGCAAAAUCGGCAGUGUUUCCUACUUACAAAGCAUGUAGAGGUCUGUCAUUUUUAUCAUAGGUACACUUCAACUGUGAGAGACGGAAUCUAAAACAAAAAAAUCAUACAAUGUGAUUUUCUGGAUUUAAGUAAUUAAUUUGCAUUUUAUUGCAUGACAUAAGUAUUUGAUACAUCAGAAAAGCAGAACUAAAUAUUUGGUACAGAAACCUUUGUUUGCAAUUACAGAGAUCAUACAUUUCCUGUAGUUCUUGACCAGGUUUGCACACACUGCAGCAGGGAUUUUGGCCCACUCCUCCAUACAGACCUUCUCCAGAUCCUUCAGGUUUCGGGGCUGUUGCUGGGCAAUACGGACUUUCAGCUCCCUCCAAAGAUUUUCUAUUGGGUUCAGGUCUGGAGACUGGCUAGGCCACUCCAGGACCUUGAGAUGCUUCUUACGGAGCCACUCCUUAGUUGCCCUGGCUGUGUGUUUCGGGUCGUUGUCAUGCUGGAAGACCCAGCCACGACCCAUCUUCAAUGCUCUUACUGAGGAAAGGAGGUUGUUGGCCAAGAUCUCGCAAUACAUGGCCCCAUCCAUCCUCCCCUCAAUACGGUGCAGUCGUCCUGUCCCCUUUGCAGAAAAGCAUCCCCAAAGAAUUAUGUUUCCACCUCCAUGCUUCACGGUUGGGAUGGUGUUCUUGGGGUUGUACUCAUCCUUCUUCUUCCUCCAAACACGGCGAGUGGAGUUUAGACCAAAAAGCUCUAUUUUUGUCUCAUCAGACCACAUGACCUUCUUAUGAUAAAACAAUUACAGACCUCUACAUGCUUUGUAAGUAGGAAAACCUGCAAAAUCGUCAGUGUAUCAAGUACUUGUUCUCCCCACUGUAUGUGGUGUUUAAGCGUAACUGUCCUUGUACAGAGACAUGAUUAUGAUUACAUAGACGUCCUCCGCUGCUUUACUUCUCACUCUGUGUCUGGAUGUCUGUGUCUGACAUGUAAAGUACAUGGCAGCCCUAUCUCACACUGUUGGCCACAUGAUUUCCCCCUGCCGCUUUGUCCCCCAUGUUCAGCUCCAUAACACACACAUACACACACAAAGAAACAAGCACCUGUGACAUACUAAAUUUUGGGAUGAUGUCCUGCUCUGUUGAGGGUCCAUAUGAUUUCCUUGUUUGAGAGCUAUUCUCAGUUUUUUUCUUGAAUUAGAACCAAUGUCAAUACUGCUGUACGUAGAUCUGGAGUCAUAGAGGGCUCUGUCUUUGGCUCCAUGGGGUUAGCUGUGUGGUCUGCUGUGUAUGGUAAACUACCCAAGGUGCUUCACCUCCAUGAUCUGUGUUUUUGUGACAAAGUGCUUGAAGUGGAAUGAAAUAGGUACCAGUACUUAUUUAAAUUCUACAGUACAGGUAAUCUCGACACCCAGAACCAAAUCUCAGCUUUUUUAAGGCUGUCACAAGAGACUAUAGUACAUGGGUCCAUAUUUUAGAGCCAAUGUUCUGUAAGAGGUGCCAGUACUCAAGCAGUAGCAUAUCAGAGGAGGCUGUUCUCCGUACCGAUCAGGACCGACCCACUGGUCUGAGAGCACUUUUCUAGCGUUCUUUUCUGUCUGUCUGCAUGUGGAGGUGUGGGGAGAGAGAAGCAGGGCACACUGCAGUAGGCCUACUUACAGGUUCUUUAGACUUUGGGCCUCCAAGUUUGGCACAUCACAAAUAUGUAUGUUUUAAAUAUAAGUGAGAAGAAUUGGAUUAAACAUUGAUUAUAAGGGAACAAUGUUGGGAUGGUAUCUGUACACUGGAUCCUAGCUUCCUUAGAGUGUUUAGCAAUAAAGAGCACUAGCUACUGACUUCUUUAGUCUUCUGCUGUUACUUCUCUGUGUCACCAUGACAGACACAGAGGUACAGAGGGAGGUAGGAUGUAUGGGUGAUGAGCAUGGAUACACGUGAUUAAUUAUUGUGACUGGAUGGAUUUUGUUUGACUUUUCCAUGUAACCUAUUCACACACUUCAUGUUUCCAAAUGACAACAUGCAUUAGAAAUGUGCUGUUUUUUUCUUAAAUAAAAUAAGUUAAACAUGAA
Oncorhynchus kisutch (coho salmon) is the source of this 7783-nucleotide messenger RNA. RefSeq names its product TRAF2 and NCK-interacting protein kinase. Gene Ontology annotation, cellular component: cytosol. Gene Ontology annotation, molecular function: protein kinase activity; ATP binding. The record is from RefSeq and is a predicted model, not a curated record. Gene Ontology annotation, biological process: protein phosphorylation. Bases 90 to 3833 code for a protein of 1247 amino acids. Lineage: Eukaryota; Metazoa; Chordata; Actinopteri; Salmoniformes; Salmonidae. The transcript is spliced from 28 exons.